ACCAUGUCGUCACCGUGCCCCACACACGUCAGGGGGCAACAUGCCUUUGUUUCUUCGCUUCGCUCGCUCGCUCGCUUGCUUGCCCCUGUACUGUAUGUAUAUAGCCGCCGGACCUCUCCAGACCUCACCAGCAGCAGCAGCCGCAAAAGCCAAACAAGACCUCUAGCUGGCUGACUGCUACUACCCAGCAACCACCUGGGACUGGGAGUCGAGCUCGCUCCAGCGCCCCCUUCAAUUCCGUCCUGAUACGCUCGAGCACGCUAGCCUAGCCACCGAUCGACGACGACACAUGGCGAAGGUCCACCCGGACCGCCACCCCAACGUGCUGCCGCCGUCGCCGGCUGAGGAGAAGGAGGAGGAGGCGACGUCGCUGACGGUGUGGCGCAAGUCGCUGCUGUUCAACUGCAGGGGGUACACGGUGUUCGACGGCAGGGGCGACCUGGCCUACCGCGUCGACAGCUACGACGACGCCGGGGCCGACGCCGGGGCCGUGCUCAUGGACCCCGCCGGCCGCCCGGCCUUCACGGUGGCGCGCCGGAGCCGCCUCCUCGGCCUGCUGUCCGGCCAGCAGCGGCUCAUCUACGCGGGCGAGGACACGCGGCGGCCCGCGGUGUACGCCGUCGUCAGGCGCCGCGGCAAGGCGACGGCGCGCGUGACGCCGUGCGCUGCUGCAGGCGCCGCGUACGAGGUGGAGGGGUCCUACGCGCGCCGCCGCUGCGUGGUGUACGACGCCGAGCGGCGGGUCGUUGUGGCGGAGGUGCGGCCCAAGGAGGCGGUCGUCGGCACGGACGUGUUCCGACUGGUGGUGCGGCCCGGGUUCGACGUGUCGCUCGCCAUGGCCGUGGUGGUGGCGCUGGACCAGCUGUUUGGGGGGAGGCCGUCGCUCCUCAGGAGCUGGUCCACGAUGUAGAUUCAUGUACAUGUUCUUUGUUCAGUUCAAUAUAAUCUAGACUAGAUAGAGUUUUGCCCCUGGACUUGGGGUUGUGAGUUAUCACUGGAUAUGCAUAUGAUGAUGAUUCUUCAAUCUGCCUGGCGUCGUGGGCAUCGGAGCCAUUUCUGUU
Zea mays is the source of this 1061-nucleotide messenger RNA. Its product is annotated as protein LURP-one-related 8. The record is from RefSeq and is a predicted model, not a curated record. The transcript has a single exon. Lineage: Eukaryota; Viridiplantae; Streptophyta; Magnoliopsida; Poales; Poaceae. Bases 290 to 910 code for a protein of 206 amino acids.